Messenger RNA from Ilyonectria robusta, 2460 nucleotides. RefSeq lists its product as uncharacterized. NCBI's taxonomy places the organism in Eukaryota, Fungi, Ascomycota, Sordariomycetes, Hypocreales, Nectriaceae. The record is from RefSeq and is a predicted model, not a curated record. The transcript is spliced from 4 exons. Bases 1 to 2460 code for a protein of 819 amino acids.
AUGGUUGACCUAACCAUCGGACAAGUUGCAGCUAUCAUUGCAUUUGGUGCCGUGGUUGCCCGUGUGUGGAGUCCGACGUUGGGAACUUUUAUCCUUGCCGGACAGCUUCGCGAUCGUGAAACGGCAGCUACAUGGACUGUUGCAGCAAAACACCUACAAAGCUCAUAUUGGCCGCUUUUGCUUCGAUCUGAUGCAAUCAAAGACCGCGGAGUCCGUCGACCCAUCGUUGCCAUCACAUUAAUACUGCCACUGCUAAGUUUGCUCAUCGCGAUAGCCGGUGUUGUAACUCCCCUUGGUCUUUACGAGUCGAGUGAGCCCAAGUCCGAGGCCGUCAGGGCUGACUUUGCGUACGUUCCGGAUUCAAGCACUUUCUAUGCCGGCACAUCCACACGAGAUGACAAACCUUUCACGCGAACGUGUAGUCUCUACAGUUGUUAUUUCCCAUGUCCAUACACCUCGGAUGUGACGGUCAUUGCAGAAGAUGGUCUAUCAGAAAACUGUAGUUUUUCCGGGACCAUCAACGCAACUGUCCCCGAUAUUCUCCACGACAUCUAUUCAAGCGGCACGCAAUACGAGAGAACCACUAUCUCCAACUACUUCGAUAUAGAGUGGCGCCAAACCACGACGCAAUACUAUCGGCUUCUGAACAAUGGCACGCCAAUCGCUGCUGGAAUCUUCCGGCGCCUCGAGACCAUUGCGCUUACCGAUGAUGUGCGCGCUGUUGAAGGAUUGGUCGUUGAUGCAAAGAACGGCGGGAUUGGCUUCAGAAACCAUACUCGUCCGUCUGGCUAUCCUGGAGGCGUAACAUGGACGGAGGAUCUUCUGUUCUGGGAACCUGACGUGGAGUGCGUUGACACGAACACCACCAUCGACUUUGAGGUCACGACGAGCUCUCAAACGAAUACCGGUCUUACAAUUUCCAAGCUGCGUCUUACAGACAGGGGUGGCUUCGUUAAUUUCAACACGACAGAUCCACUGGACGAUCAGCGUAAUGGUGUGAACAAACCUGAUCUGAGGAUGAGGGCGUAUCAGGCGGCAUGGGCUACUAAUGCCUUCUCCAUGCUCUUCAUGAACAUUUCGAACGCCAUGGAACCGCGAAAGAAGAACAAGCCUUUUGAAUGGAUCAACUCGGAGAUUGGGAAACAGUUCAAAAUCCCUAUCUCGAUGGAUGACACGAGAUACCUCAGCCUCGAUUUUAUCAGCAACUUUGGCGACCAUCUUGCGGUCCCGUCGAUAAUCAGCGACACUGACGGAUUAUUUGAGAAUCCUUACAACAUUACCAUUGAUUCAUUCAUCGCCGCAAGAGACUUAUGCCAGGGCACUCUAUUUGAUGCACCCACCAAACUGAACAACACUUUUGUUCUUUGCAACCUGAUUCGAGGUGUUCCACAAAGAGUAGACGACGGGCCAAAUAUGAUAUUUGAGGACAAAAGUCAAUGGUCCUCUCCGUUAUACGCUUGCGCUUCAGCCGUGAAGGGUACGGUUAAGAGUGUUACGUUUUUCCACAAUGGAACAAACGCGACCAUCGACAAUCUUGUGGUCAGGGAGAUCAAAGACAAGGAAUACGCUACAGAAGAUGACAUGCCGUUGUGGGGUGUCGAAGACUCUUCUCUCAGACUUGACAAGUUUUCACCAAUUUGGGGCCUUUUGCACCCAGCGUACGAGAAUUUCCAAAAUAUCUCGACGACCCGUGCCCCUUCUCUCUACUUUCUCGGAUCAGCGAUGAGUGGCUGGAUCGGACGGGACCUUGAUCCACAAUUCACACACAUGAACCUACCCGCGUCGAUUGUCCCCACUGCUGCUUUUCUUACGAUUCCUUCAACGAUGGAUAACACAUUGUCCACCUACGAUCUCACAGGUCAAACAACCAUGAGUCUGUGGCUAAAGUGGCGGGAACUCUCGAGAUCUGCAGACUCUGCAUCAACUAUAUUGAAAUUGAUGUGGACUGACUUUGCGUCUUCAGCUGUUGUAGGGACCAAAGGUGUCCUUGGUGAACGGAAUGCUCAGCCGAAUGAGCCGGCAGACAUAUCUGUCAUUCCAUUGGUGCACAGGAUACGAUAUCACUGGCGAUAUGGCAUACCUGCCUUCCUCGUGCUUGGGUGCAUGGCGUUCAUUGCGGUCGUGGCGGUUGCAUCAGUCGUGACUCGAAAGUCGAGCCUCGAGACGCUGAAUUACCGCCUGAAGCAGACAUCGCUUGGUCGCGUUCUGACGACGUUGGUUGACCCGCAGUCGAGUACGUUUGCCAUGACUGCAGCAGAUUGGAGCAAGCUCAAUGCCAGGAAGGAUAUGGACCUGGGGGUGAGACAACCGAUGCUCGCACCGGAGCCAAAAAAGCAAACGCCAUCGGGCGGGAGCGAGAGCGUUUCUGGAAUGCCUGAAGACCAGAUUCUACCUCAGGAGUACCAGCCUUUGCAGGAUCAUGAAAUUCUAGAAGCGAAGCAUGAUACACAAAACAGAUAA